Trachemys scripta elegans is the source of this 1694-nucleotide messenger RNA. RefSeq names its product colony stimulating factor 3 (gene CSF3). The transcript is spliced from 5 exons. NCBI's taxonomy places the organism in Eukaryota, Metazoa, Chordata, Testudines, Emydidae. The record is from RefSeq and is a predicted model, not a curated record. The coding region runs from base 97 to 714 and encodes 205 amino acids. Gene Ontology annotation, biological process: positive regulation of cell population proliferation; immune response; positive regulation of myeloid cell differentiation. Gene Ontology annotation, molecular function: growth factor activity; cytokine activity. Gene Ontology annotation, cellular component: extracellular region.
ACUAGUGCAGCUUUUGCGUCUGUCUUAUUCACAUUCCCGGGAACCGUCAUAAACUCAAAAGGGGAGGAGAUACUGAGAAGAUUCCACGCAUUUAGAAUGAGAUCUCUCCAAACUGUUCUGCCAUUGCUAGUCAGCGCUGUGCUGUGUUUGGGGUGCACCAUGCUGCACGCAGCUCCCCUGGCAGAGUUCUCCGGGGAUCAGGAUUUCCAGCAAUUCCUGCAGAAGGACCUGGAAUACAUCCGCAAAAUCAAAGGGGACGUCGCCCAGGUGCAGGAGCUUGUGUGCACGACCCUCCAGCUCUGCAACGAGGAGGAGCUGAUGCUUGUCAAGCAGAAACUGGGCAUUUCCCAGGCCCCGCUGGAUCAGUGUCACAGCAAGACCUUCCACGUGGAUGCCUGCUUCAGCCAGAUCCGGGACGGGCUCCAAAUCUACCACGGCCACCUCGCCCUCCUCCUCCAGCUCCUGCCGGCUCACUCCAGCCUAGUGGAUGCCCUCCAGCUGGACGUCUCGAACCUGUCCACUAACAUCCAGCAGCAGAUGGAGGAUCUGAGUGGUCUGAACACGGUGACGUACCCCAAGGCCGAGGGCCAGGACACCCUCCCCAGCCUCUCGUCCGACUUCGACAAACAAGCCGGCGGAUUCAUCAUCCUCGCCAACUUCAAGCGCUUCCUGGAGACUUCCUUGCGGGCCCUCCGCCACCUCACGCUGGAGUGAAGGGGCGCGGGGGUUGGCGCCUGAGGAGUCCCAUGCCUUGGGGAGGGGCUCCGGACUUUGAGAUCUAAGGGGGAGUUUUACGGGGGAGGUCUCCCAGCCGGAGAUUCUCCCUUAUUCCCCCCACCACCUCCACUCUGCAAAGCAACAACCAAGGCUCUUAACUAUUGGACUGAGGCAUCAGCAGCAGCUGCCCCCUCCCUCGGGGUCAAUGGCAAACCCUGCCCCAAACCCGUUUACUAUUCCCCGGGGUUUGAGGCUGGGCAUGGUUCUCUUUUAGGGUGACCAGAUAGCAAGUUUGAAAAAAUCAGGACAGGGGUGGGGGUAAUAGGUGCCCCAAAUACUGGCCCUGUCCCUACAAAAUCAGGAUAUCUGGUCACCCUGUGCUAUUUAAAGGUUAUUUAUUUCUCAUUCGUGAGCUUCACCGCUGGUUGGUGCAUCCACACACGCAGCCCCAAUGCAAACCCUGCCCGGCUUAUUUAAUAUUUAUCACUAUUUAAUAUAUUUAUAGGGGUGUGGAAGCUGUUGGCAGAUGUAUUUAAGUGCAACUGGUCUAUGGUAUGUUUUUAAAGUCCAACUCCAUUCCCUUUAUAAUGACCCACAGGCAUCAUCACUGAAUGUUGUGCAGCAUCAGCAAAUCCGGGAACAGGGCCUGGGCUGCUGGUUGUGCAUUUUGACAUGUGCGUGCAAUGGAGUUACUGUUUAAUAUUUAAACAAACGAGCGUCUCCAGUACCAGGGGGUUGGUAGCCGUGGGAUCUGGGGGAGUAGGAUGACACAGCAGGCUCCUGCAUUAGCAAAGUCCUUGGCUGGGGCACUGCUUAUGCCUAGCCCUUCUCAUUGAACGACAGGGAGGUGUUCCUCCAGGGCAGAUUGGCAGAGGCCCUGGAGGUUUUUCGCCUUCCUCUGCAGCGUGGGGCACGGGUCACUUGCUGGAGGAUUCUCUGCCCCUUGAAGUCUUUAAACCAUCAUUUGAGGACUUCAA